CACUACCACCGCUAGAACUUUCUCCCUCUCCUCCUCCAGUCCUCCCAUUUCUCCCCGUCUCUCUCUCUCUCUCUGUUCCAAUGUAAAAGAAAGAGAUUGUUAUACAAUCUCUGUCUCCUUUUCCUCCUCUAAUUCUCGGCGCGAAACUUUUCUCGCGCUUCUGAUCCGGAGAUUUGGCGUUCUUGGGUUUUCUUCGAGCUCCUUCAACAGUAUUGGGUUGAGAUUAUCUGUGUUCUUUGUCCCCGCUGGCAGAUCGCGGGCCAGGGGGGGAUUCAAUUGCCGUUCGAUUUCUUGUUUCGUGGGCGUUGAGCGGAGCGGUCUGAUCUCCCCAAUUCCGAGUGAGGCUUUGUGCUCUAGGAAUUGAACCCCAGAAGUCUCUUUAGUUCAAGGUUUUCCUGUUUUCGAGCUUCUCCAGAUGUGCUAGUAAAUUAUUCCUUGGUAUUUCCUAUCGGCCAAUCUGAUCUUGAUGAGGAAGAAAAGGAAAGGGAGCGAAUGUGAUGCCUGUGAGGAUAUACACGAUAGAACUACAUCGCCCAGUGAUCAUGGCGCUACUAAGGGAUCUAAUUUGAUAUCCUAUUACUCAUUAGAAGAUUACAAUAGGAUAAACAAGAGGUGUAAAGAAGAUGCGGGUGAUGAGCCGAUCAAUUCAUUCAAAAAUAGGCUUGCAGGUGUUGCUACCGCACCACCUUGUGGUGCUUCAUCGUCCUUGGUGUCUCCUGGAAGGGGGCUUAAGAGAAAGAUAGGGUGUAUAGAAGUUGCAACUCAGACUGGUAGAAAGAAUAAGAUUGAGGAUGACUAUAUUUUUGGUGCCACACUGGGACGGGGCAAGUUCGGAUCCGUUUCCUUGUGUACAUCAAGGACAUCUGGAGUGGAGUUUGCUUGUAAGACCUUAAAGAAGGGGGAGGAGACUGUUCAUAGGGAGGUGGAGAUAAUGCAACACUUAUCUGGACAUCCUGGGGUUGUGACCUUGCAUGCUGUCUACGAGGAGUCGGAAUCUUUUCAUCUUGUGAUGGAAUUCUGUUCUGGAGGGCGAUUGAUCGAUCAAAUGGUGAAGGAGGGUCAGUACUCUGAGCAACGGGCUGCUAAUAUAUUCAAGGAUGUGAUGUUAGUGAUCAAGUAUUGCCAUGAGAUGGGGGUUGUCCACAGAGAUAUAAAGCCUGAGAAUAUACUUCUUGCUACCUCGGGAAAGAUAAAACUGGCAGAUUUUGGCCUGGCCAUGAGAGUUUCAAAUGGUGGUCAGACAUUAUCUGGUUUGGCUGGAAGUCCAGCAUAUGUUGCACCUGAAGUUCUGCAAGGAAAUUAUUCUGAGAAGGUUGAUAUAUGGAGCGCUGGUGUGUUACUACAUGCCCUCUUGGCUGGUGCUCUUCCAUUUCAAGGAGACUCCUUAGAUUCUGUCUUUGACGCUAUAAAAACAGUGAAGCUUGAUUUCCAGUCAGGGAUAUGGGAUUCAGUGUCCAAACCUGCACGUGACCUACUUGCAAGAAUGUUGACUAGGGAUGUUUCAGCGCGGAUAACUGCAGAUGAAGCACUGAGGCAUCCAUGGAUACUGUUCUACACAGACCGCACACUGAGAUCCCUGUCUUUCAAGACAAAACUACGGCAUCAGGGUCGACCAACUUCGAGCCAAGCCAGCACUUCACACGUAUCAGAGUCGGGUAGAAGUCAGGUUGUAGUAGGUAGCUCGCUCGUCGAGGGUUCCUGGAAGCAUGCAGUUUUAGAUAGCUUAACCUGUAAGUCAGAAGAGGAGGAAGAAUGUGAAUUUGUGGAUGCCCUUGCCCUGGCCAUUUCUCAUGUGGAGAUCUCUGAGCCAAAAAGAAGCAGGUUGUGCAGCCCAUCAAGUCCGAUAGAGCAGCAGCAAUGUUCAUCUAACAUCACUGUCAGCACUCUUUGUAGAGCGUUCUGAUCUUCUGCUGAUGCCGACUGACUGACGUCGCUAACUUGAUUAUCUCCACUGUUAUUUUUUCGAGCUGGGGAUUCACAAAAGGUUGACAGACAAGAAGAAAUGGCCCCUAGUUGGAGUUAGUUCUCAGUGGGCGACAACAAUGGUGGUUUAUAAAGUAGGCAUAAACAACCAUGUGAUGGUCGGUAUAUGGUGGUGGUGUCUUCUCCCUCAAUAACACAUCUCUCUGUGAAGAUCAUUCUCUUUAUAUUGCUAUUCGUGUAUUUGACAAUCUUACCUAAUAAUAACUAGUGUGGUGACAACUUAGAUGAGUUCUGUACAGAAUUUUGUAUAUAGAAGAUUGCUAAUGAAGCCCUUUUAUUCUAGUUUGACUGUCUUUUGCAUUAUUCAGUACUUUUCAAAUCCCAGCGACCUGUAAGUUUGGGUGCUUCUCAGUGCCAAAUCUGAUCUGAAAAUUAGGAUCUCGGGUUUCCCAACUUGUAUUGUUUAAUGGGGGGGAUCUUGUUUGCUGUCUUUA
Messenger RNA from Linum tenue, 2417 nucleotides. The record is from the annotation of a GenBank genome assembly. Lineage: Eukaryota; Viridiplantae; Streptophyta; Magnoliopsida; Malpighiales; Linaceae.